AUGGCUCCAGCACUGACGAGAAAGCGCAAAUCGGAGGAAUCCCCUGGCUUCGCGACCGACAGGACUCUGGUGAAGAAGAGAAAGGUAGACUUGACCGUCGCGCAAAAACAGGCACUCAUCGAUAAUUUGCAACUUGAGAUCACGGAACGCGCCCGGAGACUGAGAGCCCAAUAUAACAUACAAGCGCAGCAGCUUCGAUCACGCGUCGAGAUGCGCGUAAAUCGCAUUCCCACAGCCAUGAGGAAACUGAAAAUGGGCGACCUGAUGGCCAAGCACUCGGAACCCCAAAAGACGCGUACUCGAUCUCCGUAUGUUGCCAAACCUCCACCUGUACCCCUCAAGGACGGCGCCUCGCCAAAGCCUAUCCCACGCAAGCCUGUAUCCGGAAGUACUCAACGUGGCCAGAAACGCUUGAGUGAGACCAUAACUGGAAGUGAGGACAAGGAGAACUCAGUUGAGCCUACGGUCAUGCCUAAGAAGAAAGGGCGUGGCGCACCCGCGGCCGCAGCAGCUGAGGCAUCACGCAAUGUGCCAGGACAGGUUCUUUCGCCGGCUUCUACCAACGCGCGGGUUCUUCCACGGGCUGCCGAGAGGCCUGCUUCCCCGGCCAAGAGUAUGCUGUAUUCCUCGUCGUCUCCGGCCAAAUCCAUGAUUGCCCGGCCCGCCUCCCCGUCCAAGGCCAUGGGUACGAAAUCCUCCUCUAACCUAAUAACCAACAUGGUCCAAAAGGCUAAAUCAACUCGUGGAGCUACAGCAGGAACCCGAAAGGCAACCACCAGCUCGAGUACUACAGGAACCGCUUCGAGGUCCAAGAAACCAGCAGUGCCAUCCGCGUCCGCCACAGGAUCGACGCGUGGCAGGAGGAAGAUCAGCCAGACGAGUGAGUCGAGCGAGGCCAGUACCGGUACCGUGGUCAAGAAGACCACGGCAGCAUCAAGAGGGGGGACAACUACAGCAAAGAAUCCGCCGGCCGUGAAACGCUCCGUGAUGAAUACGAUCAAGUCAGCCACAACCAAGAAGGCGGCUCCCGUUACCAAAUCGACGACAGGAACCUCGACAGCGGGCAGGACAUUACGGAAGCGGCAAGCAGCAUAA
Pestalotiopsis fici W106-1 is the source of this 1095-nucleotide messenger RNA. RefSeq lists its product as uncharacterized. The coding region runs from base 1 to 1095 and encodes 364 amino acids. Lineage: Eukaryota; Fungi; Ascomycota; Sordariomycetes; Amphisphaeriales; Sporocadaceae. The transcript has 3 exons. The record is from RefSeq and is a predicted model, not a curated record.